Pseudomassariella vexata is the source of this 1047-nucleotide messenger RNA. RefSeq names its product glycoside hydrolase family 43 protein. Lineage: Eukaryota; Fungi; Ascomycota; Sordariomycetes; Amphisphaeriales; Pseudomassariaceae. The coding region runs from base 1 to 1047 and encodes 348 amino acids. Gene Ontology annotation, biological process: carbohydrate metabolic process. Gene Ontology annotation, molecular function: hydrolase activity, hydrolyzing O-glycosyl compounds. The record is from RefSeq and is a predicted model, not a curated record. The transcript is spliced from 2 exons.
AUGAAAAGCCUCUUUCUCGCAUUAACUGCGAGCUUAGCCGCAGGUUUCCCAGCAGGCCGGAUUACCACCCCCGAGACCAGAUACGCACCUCUUGUAGGCCUUUCCAACAUCACAAGAACCAAUUUCGACAAUGUCAAGAGCCGGAGUUUCAAUGGCCCCUUCAUUGGAGUGGAUUUCCCCGAUCCCUCCCUGAUAUGGGGUGACGGCUCAUGGAAAGCCUAUGCAACAUCUUCCAAUGGCAAGAAUGUCCCCGUUGCCACAUCAUCCGACGCAGUCUCGUGGACGCUCAUCGGAAAUGAUGCAUUACCAACCUUGGGUGCGUGGGUUGAUUCUGGGGACCAGGCAGUUUGGGCACCGGAUGUGCAGAAAAACGAAAACGGAGUCUAUGUUAUGUACUAUACCGCCCGUCAAUCUGGCGGUAGCCACUGCAUUGGUGUGGCCACUUCCAGGAGCGACCUUGGCCCCUUCAACCCCGCGAGCACACCACUACUCUGUGACGCCGCUGGCGGAGGCGUUAUUGACGCGUCUGGCUACGAUGAUGGCACAGAUCGCUGGAUCAUCUGGAAGGUUGAUGGAAACAGUCUGGGAGGGGCCACUACUUGCCAGAGCGGCACACCAUCUGGAUCCUACAGAUCGACGCCCAUCAAGAUUCAGCGCAUGGCUCGUGACGCUACCACGCUCCUGGAUGGCCCCAAGACUAUUCUCGAUAACCAGGGUGCAUCCGAUGACGGGGUCGUGGAGGCCCCGGCCUUGUACAAAAUACCCAACGGGGAUUUCAUUCUGUUCUACAGCACACAUUGCUACUCGAGCGACGAUUAUGGUAUCGAAUAUGCGUUUUCGAGUACCAUUGACGGUUCGUACGGGAACCGCGGCAGUUUGAUCCGCACUGUCGAUAACAAGGGGGUUUACGGUCCAGGUGGAAUGGACAUUGACCCGAACGGGUCGAGUGUCGUUUUCCAUGGGCGGCUUGCCGCAGGUCAAGGUUCUGGAACACGAGAGUUGUACAGUGCAGCGAUCACUAUUAACGGACACUCUGUUUCCUACUAA